Camelus dromedarius (Arabian camel) is the source of this 1313-nucleotide messenger RNA. It is a transcript of the gene TIMMDC1, whose product is annotated as translocase of inner mitochondrial membrane domain containing 1. Gene Ontology annotation, cellular component: mitochondrion. The transcript has 7 exons. The record is from RefSeq and is a predicted model, not a curated record. The coding region runs from base 243 to 1100 and encodes 285 amino acids. NCBI's taxonomy places the organism in Eukaryota, Metazoa, Chordata, Mammalia, Artiodactyla, Camelidae.
CCCUUGGCCUUUACCCUUGUUGGGGCGGGACUUCCUGUCUCGUGCGUCCAAGGGCUUCUACAGUGACGACCGGCACUGAGGGCAAGUGUGCCUAAGCGGUGUGGCCUCGAACACUACGGCCUAGUGUACGGGAAACCGGCCACUCAUUCUUGUAGUUAUCCUCUCUCCUCCCACGGCGCCUCCAGGGGGCUUUGGGGCCCUGAGCGCCCAAGUGUGUGUCUGCCAGCAGGUUGGGAGAGGCCAUGGAGGCGCGGCCGCCGGCGCCACAGACCUUCAUCUACAGGGCGCUGGGUCCUUUCCCUCGGGUCUUUGCUGCUGAAGCCGUGGCUGCCGAUUCCAAGGCUGUUGUGGAGGACCAGAAGCUGCCUUCCUAUGUCCAAGAGCCCCAUACCCCGGAAUCUGGAUGGGACCGCCUCCGCGAGCUGUUUGUCAAAGAUGAACAGCAGAGAACUUCAAAAGAACUUCAGGAUAUUUAUAGGGCAGCAAUUUCAGCAGGUGUCAUUGGCUGGGCAUAUGGGGGGAUACCAGCUUUUAUUCAUGCUAAACAGCGCUACGUUGAGCAGAGCCAAGCAGAAAUUUACCACAACCAGCUUGAUGCUGUGCAAUCUGCACAUCGUGCUGCCACGCGAGGCUUCAUCCGGUAUGGCUGGCGCUGGAGUUGGAGGACUACCGUGUUUGUGACUAUAUUCAAUACAGUGAACACGGGUCUAAAUGUGUACCGAAAUAAAAAUGCUCUAAGCCAUUAUGUUAUUGCAGGAGCUGUCACAGGAAGUCUUUUUAGAAUAAACUUAGGCCUGCAUGGCCUGGUAGCUGGUGGUGUAAUUGGAGCCUUGUUAGGCACUCCUAUAGGAAGCCUGUUGAUGGCACUUCAGAAGUACUGUGGUGAGACAGUUCAGGAGAGAAGACAGAAGGAUCGAAAAGCACUCCAGGAGCUGAAACUGGAAGAGCGGAAAGCCAGAAUACAAUUUACUGAGCUCCUCCCUGAAGAAAUUGAAAGUAGUUUACAGAAAAAUCAACCCAAGGAUGAUGCUAAGAAAAUUGAAGCACUGCUAAAUCUUCCUCGAAACCCUUCUUCGACAAAUAAGCAAGACAAGGACUAAAAAUGCUCUGGAGUUAAAACUCAUUGGAGAGUUGAAGGGAGCUAUGUUGCCAUGUCCUUUGAAUACCAGCUGGUCGGGCUGCUGACAGAUGUAAGCACUGGCAUCUGGAGUGGCAAUGCCGUGCUUUUACCUUUUUCUUUUUAACCAAGAGUUGGACUAUUAUACUCUUGCUUUACUCUUCCUUAACUUUAAAUACAUAUUUAUAUCUAUAUA